Messenger RNA from Eucalyptus grandis, 1928 nucleotides. Its product is annotated as dihydroorotase, mitochondrial. The record is from RefSeq and is a predicted model, not a curated record. Gene Ontology annotation, cellular component: chloroplast; cytoplasm. NCBI's taxonomy places the organism in Eukaryota, Viridiplantae, Streptophyta, Magnoliopsida, Myrtales, Myrtaceae. Gene Ontology annotation, biological process: 'de novo' pyrimidine nucleobase biosynthetic process; pyrimidine nucleotide biosynthetic process. The coding region runs from base 528 to 1565 and encodes 345 amino acids. The transcript has 10 exons. Gene Ontology annotation, molecular function: dihydroorotase activity.
AAUUUGACUAUAUUCCGAAACAGCAUGUGGGAUUUGGAUUGUUUUAAUUCCUCGUUGGAUUUUUCUAACCAUACGCUUUAUAUAUUCUUGCGAUUCCCAACAAUCAUCAUCACGCGCAAGAACGCCUCGGCAUCUAUUUCCUCGUGCAAUGCGGAUAUAUUAUAUAAGCCACUGACCUCGACUCGCUCAGAAUCCGCAGAAUUCGAUUCCCAUCACUAGCUUUGACGCCGACCCAUCUCCCGCCUUUCCAUUGACCUUCAGCUGGGCUCGGUCGCCUUCUUCCGCGAAUUCGAAUGCGGCUGAGAGGCGCUUGGUUGAAAGCAGAGUGUUGAAUGUCAAUUGGAGCUCUCCUGAGGUCUCAAAUUGUGAAGUGGCUUUAGCUCAGUGGCGUUGGAAUGAUAAAGACACUGGUCCUACCAUGCAAUGCUGUCCUAAAUUUAUGAAGAUAUCCAUAUGCAUCAUAGGUGUUGAAGUUCAAUUCGGCUAAGAUUGAAGGGCGUAAUCUGUCAAAAUCAAGAGGAACCAGGAUGGAGUUGACUCUAACACAGCCCGAUGAUUGGCAUCUUCACCUUCGUGAUGGGAGUCUUCUUGAAGCUGUUCUCCCGCACAGUGCGAGUCAUUUUGGAAGGGCUAUAGUGAUGCCAAAUUUGAGGCCUCCUGUCACUACCACAUCUGCUGCAGUGGCCUAUCGGGAAUCCAUCAUGAGAGCAUUGCCAGCCAACAACAACUUUACUCCUCUUAUGACACUUUACUUGACGGAUUCCACAAAACCCGAUGAGAUCAAAGUAGCCAGACAGAGUGGCACCGUGUUUGCAGUAAAGCUGUACCCAGCUGGCGCUACUACAAAUUCUCAGGAAGGUGUUACCGAUCUUCUAGGAAAUUGCCUUCCUGUCCUUGAGGAAAUGGUCAAGCAAGACAUGCCUUUGCUGGUCCAUGGGGAGGUUACGGAUGCUGCUGUGGACAUAUUUGAUCGGGAAAAGGUCUUUAUUGACACUGUUUUACAGCCUUUGAUCCACAAACUUCCACAGCUGAAGAUUGUGAUGGAGCACAUCACAACAUCUGAUGCUGUUAGUUUUGUUCAGUCUAGCAAAGAAGGAUUUAUAGCGGCUACAGUUACUCCACAGCAUCUUCUCUUGAAUAGGAACUCUAUAUUCCAAGGAGGAUUGCAGCCACAUAAUUACUGCCUUCCUGUACUAAAAAGAGAGACCCACAGACAGGCCAUUGUGGCAGCUGUGACUAGUGGAAGUAAAAAAUUCUUCCUUGGAACUGAUAGUGCUCCUCAUGAGAGACUAAGAAAGGAGUGUCCUUGUGGAUGUGCUGGUAUCUACAAUGCUCCAGUUGCUUUGUCACUCUAUGCUAAGGUCUUUGAAGAGGCAGGGGCACUUGACAAGCUAGAAGCCUUUACUAGCUUUAACGGGCCGGAUUUCUAUGGGCUUCCAAGGAACAAAUCGAAGAUUACGUUAAGGAAGAAUCCAUGGAUUGUCCCAGAAUCUUUCUCCUUUCCAUUUGGCGAGAUCAUCCCAAUGUUCGCGGGAAAAUUGCUUGAAUGGCAACCACUUCUUUAAAUGACAAGAUAUGUUAUAGUAAAUACUCAAAGGCAAGGGCAUUUGCACGUCAGAACACUGGCUUCAUAGACUUGGAGAAGACUUUCAACUUUGUAGCAUGGAAUAUAAAAUAACCCGGAUUGUCCUCAACGAGAUCUCUACCCUUCGUUCCUCAAUAAGCAUCAAGCUUCUAAACAGAUUUAAAACCAUGUUUGUGUUGUUUUCUUAAUUAUUUGCUCUGGGUCAGAGAAUUUGAAUCAGAUUUGGUGUAUCCACAUGUUAAGUUGCUGGAAGCAGACUUCGCACUUUCAAAUUACCAAUGCGUGAAAUACAAUGCGCCACGGCUUUGGUAGGGCGCUCUUGACCGGAAAGACUUGAUUGCAA